AUGGCCAGCCUCCCGGCCUGCACGAUUGCUCGAAACAAUAUAAUCGAUCGCCGAUAUGAAGAGUACCGGAAAGACGUUCUUUGCAAGAGCUUCUUUCCCCUAGAUAAACUUCGAAGUUACCUCAAGGCGGACAAAGUACGGGACAUUCUCCGCUGCAACUGCGAUCAGUGCAAGGCUCAUCGCAAGUUCUUCAACGACACGGACCCGCUGAACUACCUUUACCGUAUAACUGGAGUGGAAGAUGGAACAAAAGAAACGAAAGACCGAACGAAGACGGCGUACAGUCUAUUUUCACUCUUGAUAUAUGUCCAGCAUCCUCUUCUUAUUGUCGGGUUUAUGGAGAAGGAGCGUAGUGAUUUCUUGCUUGAAUUCUCCGCCAGCUCAUUUACGAAAGAAAGUCUGAAAGACUACACUGGAAGAUAUCAUGCAAAUGACAGUGGCGGAUUUGCAAGGUUUGCAUCAGAGUUUAUCAAAGCCAUGCCUGAGUUUUGCGUGCCUCACAUGGAAAGCGGAGAAUUUACCCACUACGAGGCCAAUGUAAUCCUCCCUUUCAUCGAGGAAAAAGAGAUCGGGAAGAAAAUAGAUGCAAGCGGUCAGUGGACGUCAGAAGGAGCCAACGGAAAAGUCUUCAAGUUCAAGAUCUAUACUGAAUACCAGAAUUUUCCGCAUGCAGCCAAAGUCGAAUGGUUUGCCAGGAAGAAGAUUGAGACACCAGAAUUUAAAGCCUACCUCGAGAAAGCAAACCUCCGCUUUGCCCAUGACUUCAAAAACAAGCAUAUUGUCAAGCUUAUCAAAGCCUAUUGGCACGGUGACAGCCUAAACCUCAUAAUGCCCUUGGCAGUCACCAACCUGGAUCACCUACUACGAGACUCAGUAUUAGACUAUGGGAAGAAAAGAGGGGGUCCACUAGAAUCAUGUAAUGCAUGGGAACAGCUUCUUGGUGUUUCUAUGGCUCUUCGUCAAAUUAGCGGUCUCGAUAACGAGAAGGCUGCUGCAGCCCCUGACAGCAUCCCCGAGCGUUUGUGCAUUCACUUCGACCUAAAACCGGAUAAUAUUCUCAUUGAUUGCGAAAAGACCUGGGUUAUUACUGACUUCGGUCAGGCGGCCAUUGCGUACAGUAAUGGGCGGACACCACGCGUAGCAAAUCAUUUUGGUACCGACGCUUACGCCCCCCCGGAGAUCGAGAAUGUCAACAUGGCUUAUGGCCGGAAGUAUGACAUCUGGUCUCUAGGAUGCAUCAUACUUGAGGUCACUGCUUUUGUUGUCUUAGGAUAUGCAGGCCUCAAAGGAUCCAGAGAUCCGGAAACCCGGUUCGAAGGGUUGGACGAAGUUCGGGGCGCGAAACCUGCUUGGCAGAAGCGAAAAGACGAGCGAUUCUUCUAUCGCGAAACUCCACUCGGUGAUUACGUCGUAAAGAAGGAAGUUCGCGCAUUUAUGGAGAAUCUCGAAAACACCGUCGCAACUAGAGAUCACAGCGGAGAGAAAUCUAAAGCUUUCAUUCGAAGGAUACUCCAUCUAAUUGAGCGGAUGCUGAAGCCCAAGGUUGAAGAAAGAAUUGACAUUGCUGAAGUCGUUCGUAUGCUGUCUGAUGCGAUCAAGCAAGCUUCGCCAGGAACGGCUGUUCAGAAUGAAGCACAAAUGGUACCAGCGGCUGGGGAGUCGAUCCUAGGAGGCCCUCAGCUGAGCAGCCUUAGUCUGUGGCAUAAGAUCGAAGGUACGAAAGAGUGGGAAAAGGCCUGCUUGGAGGCCUUCGAGAACGAAGCCGGAUUCAUGCGCCUACAGUGUUGGGCAAACGGUCGUUUGCCCAACGACAUAAAUUUCCGUCGCGCCGACGUCAAAAUACUUCCGCUUUAUGCGUUUUGGCCUCAAGAUCACUUGGACACAUCUGGGACAUGGAUUAAGUUCUUCAUGCUUAGCCAUGGCCCCACUUCAGAGCUGGCCAACGCAAAGUUUUCCUUCUCUGAAAAUUCUCCACUUGAAGCUGCUCGUAUUGUUCAGUCCAAGCUUACCUCCCAAAGUAUCGAAGCAAGCUUCGCGUUGAGCUCGGUAAGACUCAAGCAAUUUGUACCAGUUGCAGGCAAGGUUUUAAACGAGACACUUCGAUACUUCAAGUCAGCUAAAGCUGAACAAAAGGCAGAAGACUAUAUUGAGACCAAAGACCUUGGAUCCGCAACCAUACAACUGUGGAUUGAACAGGUAGACGAAGCGGCAGCGAACCGUCGGCGCAAGCAAUCCAGCUCAUCCGAAGGAACGUAUUCCAACCGAGCGGUCCGUGUUGAGCAUCACUAUCAGAGCGGAUAUCGAGAGCUUCCUCCUCGACGUGCUGUCAUUUACUUCCACGACUGUCGAUUUAUCUGCACCAUCAAGAUGGAUGUCAACUGGAUCCUGGAAGAGAAUGAGGAUGAUCCUUUCGUCCUAUACUUUCAGCCAAAUAAACCACGCCGAGACCCCCAUUUCGUGGCUUCCUGGAUUCGUCCCACACCAGAAGAGCAGGCUGAUCACCAUCCCGCCGGCCUUCCUCUAAGCCCUUUAGUACUCCAGUACUUCGAAGAUCUCGACCGAUUUGAAGCGGAUCGAUUUGAACUCAGAUUCGCAACCUGGGAGGCACGAGACGAAUUCCGAAUAAAGUAUCUUGCGAUCAAGAGGGAAUGGGAUCUAGAGAGGAAAGAGUUGGAGAAGACACAGGGUUACACUCCAGUCAAUCGCAGGCCCGACCGUAACCCACACCCUGAUCUUGUCAGCUCUGGUACCAUUCCGAAACCAAAGCAGAAGGCACGAUUCUCGUUCGGACAAACUGCUCUUAAAGCUAUAAUGGAGCCACCACCCGUGGCAGAACCAAAGCGAGCUUCGUUACCAAAGGUGGACAAAGGUAAAGGCAGGGCUAUCGAUAAUCCUGAGGACCCCGAGAUCUACGAGCCCGCUCUGCAAAGGCAGGAAUACUUAACCGUUCCAAAUAGCCCUGCAUCUCCGACAAGAACUCAACCGCACCUACAGGUUACCCGACAUAGGCCAGGGGAGCAUCCUAGGGAGGGCCAGCAUAUUACGAGGUCAGGAAGAGGACCUAAGAAGAUGCCAUAG
Lindgomyces ingoldianus is the source of this 3078-nucleotide messenger RNA. Its product is annotated as kinase-like protein. Lineage: Eukaryota; Fungi; Ascomycota; Dothideomycetes; Pleosporales; Lindgomycetaceae. Gene Ontology annotation, biological process: protein phosphorylation; mitotic DNA damage checkpoint signaling. Gene Ontology annotation, cellular component: nucleus. Gene Ontology annotation, molecular function: protein serine/threonine kinase activity; ATP binding. The transcript has 2 exons. Bases 1 to 3078 code for a protein of 1025 amino acids. The record is from RefSeq and is a predicted model, not a curated record.